Molecule: messenger RNA, 1561 nt
Organism: Polyodon spathula (Mississippi paddlefish)
Lineage: Eukaryota; Metazoa; Chordata; Actinopteri; Acipenseriformes; Polyodontidae
Product: carboxypeptidase N catalytic chain-like
Exons: 9
Coding region: 112-1467 (451 amino acids)
Biological process (GO): proteolysis
Molecular function (GO): metallocarboxypeptidase activity; zinc ion binding
Source: RefSeq, a predicted model, not a curated record
AGAGGCAUGGUCACAGGAGGCCGCCCACGCUAGCUCUCACCAGCUCAGUGCAGUCACACACACAGUAGGAGGAGGAGACUGGGGGGAAAGCAUUGGUUCUCUGCUUGGUUCAUGUCUCAGAUCAGGACGAGGAGGAUGGAGAAGUUAGGCAGCUUGUUUCUCAGGUGUGUGGUUUGGUUUGGACUGGCCUCCGCAUUGGAUUUCCAGCACCAUGGCUAUGAGGACAUGGUGAGAGCCAUGCUGAACGUGCAGAAUGAGUGUCCCUUCAUCACCAGGGUAUACAGCAUUGGGCGCAGCGUGGAAGGCAGACACCUCUAUGUGCUGGAGUUCAGUGACAACCCAGGGAUACAUGAGCUCUUGGAGCCAGAGUUCAAGUAUGUGGGGAACAUGCAUGGAAAUGAGGUCCUUGGCAGGGAGCUGCUGAUUCAGUUCUCCCAGUUCCUGUGUGAGGAAUACCAGGCUGGAAAUCCACGGAUAACGCAUCUGAUCCACGACACUCGGAUACACAUUCUGCCCUCCAUGAACCCUGAUGGAUACGAGGUGGCUGGUAAGCAGGGCCCUGACGCUAAUGGCUACCUCACAGGCAGGACCAAUUCCAGAGAUGUGGAUUUAAACAGGAAUUUUCCAGAUCUGAAUGCAAUGAUGUAUUACUUUGAGAAAAACGAUGGACCGAAUCAUCACAUUCCCUUACCAGAUAACUGGGAACAGCAGGUAGAGUCUGAAACACUUGCAGUGAUCAGAUGGAUGAAAAAUUACAAUUUUGUUCUCUCGGCUAAUCUGCACGGUGGAGCAGUUGUGGCAAAUUACCCUUUCGAUAAGUCUCGGGAGGCAAGGGUCAGAGGGCACCGUAAAACAAGUUACUCUGCUACAGCAGAUGACAAGAUCUUUAAAAAGUUGGCAAGGACCUACUCAUAUGCCCAUGGCUGGAUGCACCAAGGCUGGAAUUGCGGAGACUAUUUUGACGAGGGGAUCACAAAUGGAGCCAGCUGGUACUCUCUCUCCAAAGGCAUGCAGGAUUUUAACUAUCUCCACACCAACUGUUUCGAGAUCACCCUGGAGCUGAGUUGUAACAAGUUCCCAGCAGCGCAGGAGCUGCAGCGAGAGUGGCUGGGGAAUCGGGAGGCACUUGUGUCUUACCUGGAACAGGUUCACCUUGGCAUUAAAGGAAUGGUUUAUGAUGAAAAUAACAACGGCAUUAAAAAUGCAGUGAUUUCCAUAUCCGGGAUCAACCACGACAUCACCACAGGUGUCGAAGGGGAUUAUUUCCGGUUGUUGUUACCUGGAACUUACACAGUAACGGCAUCUGCAGAGGGAUACCAGCCCAGCAUCAGCACAGUGACAGUGGGGCCUGCAGAAGCCAUACAGUUACAUUUUUAUUUGAAAGCUGCUUCCCAGGAAACCACCAGUGAAACACAGAGUGCUGGGAACAACAAGAAAGACCCUCUACAUAAAAUGGCGCCCAGAUGAGAGACUCACUGAUACAUUCUGCAGAGCAAACAUCCUCAGCCUUCAUUGCAGAAAGAGAUCAAAUACGGACAGCCUUCUGCUUUAGAAAGAUAUA